Messenger RNA from Asparagus officinalis (garden asparagus), 1550 nucleotides. RefSeq names its product cyclin-T1-3-like. Lineage: Eukaryota; Viridiplantae; Streptophyta; Magnoliopsida; Asparagales; Asparagaceae. Gene Ontology annotation, biological process: positive regulation of DNA-templated transcription, elongation; regulation of transcription by RNA polymerase II. Gene Ontology annotation, molecular function: cyclin-dependent protein serine/threonine kinase activator activity. Gene Ontology annotation, cellular component: cyclin/CDK positive transcription elongation factor complex; nucleus. The record is from RefSeq and is a predicted model, not a curated record. The coding region runs from base 232 to 1530 and encodes 432 amino acids. The transcript has 8 exons.
ACAAACUUAAAAUCCCGCUCAGCUCUUGCUCCGUCUUCUCUCGUGAGGCCACGCGCGCCGAUUCCGAUCACCGCCCGUUGGGUUUCUCGUAGAAGCUUACGGUUCGAAUUCUUGGAAGCAACUGUGAGUUUUUCUCUGCGAGGCUGGAAAUUCCUUGUAUUUGAUUUGGGUAUCGGGAAGUUGAUCCUUGAGAUCUAUGUCACCAUUAAGGCAUAUGGUACAAAGCAAAAGAUGCAUAUGGGUCCUCAAGAACUUCGUGAUCUUGGAACUGGAUGGUAUUUCUCUCGCAAGUAUAUUGAAGAAAAAUCUCCCUCCAGAAGGGAUGGCAUUUCCCUGGAGAAAGAGGAACGCCUACGGAAAUCAUAUAGCAGGUUUUUGCAAGAAUUGGGAAGGCGCCUUAAAGUACCUCACCAGACAAUGGCUACUGCAAUAGUAUUUUGUCACCGGUUUUUCCUUCGCCAAUCUCAUGCCAGGAAUGACAUGAUGGUAAUAGCAACAACAUGCAUGUUCCUUGCAGGAAAGGUCGAAGACACCCCUUGCCGGCUUAAGGAUGUUAUCUCUGUAACAUAUGAAGUCAUUCAUAUGGACGAUCCUUCUGCUCUAAGUAAAGUCAAGCAGAAGGAUUAUGAACGACAAAGGAAACUCAUUUUAGUUGGAGAAGUGAUGGUUCUUAAAACACUUGGUUUCGAUCUUUAUCUCGCACAUCCGUAUGAGUUUCUGCGUACGGCAACAAAGACGUUCAACGUCGCAAAACCUGCUCUUCUUCAAUUUGGAUGGAACAUUCUCAAUGAUGGGUUGUGCACAUCCCUCCAUCUCCAGUAUAAGCCUCACCAUAUAGCAGCAUGUGCUCUGUUUCUUGCUGCAAAAUUUAACAAGGUGAAGCUUCCAUCUGAUGGUGAUUUAGUCUGGUGGAGAGAAAUCCCUAUCACUGCGAGCGAGCUAGAAGAUAUCAGCAAUCAAAUGCUGGAUUUUUAUGAAAAAGAGUUACCAAAAAAGCCUUUGAAACCUAAGGAGGCUGAAGGAAGCACUGGAGUUGGAACUAGUAAGCCUGCAAGUGAGAAUGUAAGAGCUGUGCAUCAGAGUACAGAGAACAAAGCUAACCCUGAUCAGAAUGAGGACCAAAAUCCUCACGGCGAAGAAAGCAAGGCUGAAGUUUUGGAGCAACCUGUUCAAGAUGGAGAUAAUGAUAAGGGUAAAACAGUGGAUGAAAGUUUAGACGAAAGCGGAAAGAAGACCGAAAUAAUUCCUGACCUUAACCUCACCGAGAGCAAGGUUGAAGGAGAUGGUAUUGAGAUGACAGCAGAGGAUGAGAAGCAAAAAUCUGAAGAGAAAAUUCCUGACCUUAAUCUGAAACCAUCAACACCUUCAGAAGAACAAUGGGCUGGUAUUGAAGGAGAUGGUACUGAGAGCAAGGUUGAAGGAGAUGGUAUUGAGAUGACAGCAGAGGAUGAGAAGCAAAAAUCUGAAGAGAAAAUUCCUGACCUUAAUCUGAAACCAUCAACACCUUCAGAAGAACAAGGGAGUGGUUGACAAGAGAUUUCAAAAGGAUC